UGCCAAACUUUACUUUGUAACUCAGAAGUAACACCCGAACUGUUCCAACUAAAGAAGCAAAGCGAAAUCAAAUCAAAAUCGCAGCAAUUGAAUCGACACUCUUCAUCUCUCUCCCCUCUCCACUGUAUCACCUCGUCUCUGUUCCUAUUUGCAGUCACAUAAGCCGGACGUCUAUAUAGGUUCAUUUCUGUAUUGGGACUGAGGGCUUCAAGUUGGAUCCUUUGGCUCUUCAAAUAUCACAAUUUUAAUUUAUUUUCUACUUUCUAGUUUCCAUACGUUGUGUUUGCUUCUCUCUUCAGUGGGAAAAAGGGCUUUUCUCUGUUUUAUUUUUUAUUUUUAGUUCUAUUUCUAACAAAAUCCCUUUUACUUUGAUUUCUCUCUCCAAUGCUUCCUGGCUACCUUAUGAUCCUCACUACAUAAAAUCCCGCCAUGACUAUACCCAAACCCUUUUGAGUUUUGAUCUACAUGACCAUGUCCCAGGGAUCUCCUUCUCCUCUUGUUUCUAACGAACCCUCUAAUCGAUCCUCCCCCGAACCCAAUUCUCGGGGCCAUAUAUCAAAUUCCACCCACGACGUCGUUCCCACUUCUAAGGAGGAAACCACCGCCGCUCCCACCACUACCAGGAGCAACCGCCCGCCUCGCGCGUGCACCAUUCGAGCUGCUUCUCGCCUCUACUCAUCGACGCAGCCGGCCGCCGGCCGGCGACUCAAAGGUUCGAAGAAGGGGCAGCGGCUGCCGGAGGACUCGCCAGAGCAACAGCAGCAAUGUAGCAGUAUUGUGACUCCACUUGUGGAGCUUCCGUCACCUUCGCAGUUGCCUCGAUGGAACCUGAGGUCUAUGUGGGAGUUAGCUUCAAUACUCAAUUUCUUGCAUGUAUUUAGGCCUCUUUUGAAUAUCUCAGCCGAAUUCUCGGCCGAAGAGUUUGAGACUGCUCUCCUUUCCCCCAAUGACACAUUGAGUGAUAUACAUAUGCCCUUGCUAAAGGCGAUCCCUCCCAUUACACGAAUGGCACUCACACGUGAUACCUGGAUAACGGUAUUAUGCAGAAAAUUGAGAGAUUGGUGGCAUUGGGUUGCGGAUGGAGAACUUCCUAUUGUUGCUUCACAUGGGCUAGAAAUAGAGGCAUACAAAUCACUUGAUCCUGGGAUUCGUGUGGUCAUCUUAAAGGCACUAUGUGACAUUCGCGUUGAGCAAGAAGAUAUUCGAAGUUAUAUUGACAGCUCACUCAAACGUGGUGUUCAACUUUCAUCAUUUCGUAAAGAGCGUAUUGGGGGUGAUUCCCAUGGAAUUUCUUAUUGGUAUGAAGAUGACCAGAUGAUUGGCCAUAGGUUGUAUCGGGAAGUGAGGAAAACUGAAGUGAUUCAAAUGAAGAAAGGGAAACCAAAAGGUUCCCGGGUCAAUUCUAGUACAACAUAUCAGUGGGAAGCAGUUGCUACCAAUUUUGAUGAAUUUGUAGAUGUCACGAAUAAGCUUUUCUCAAGCAAAAACAAAACGGAGGUGUCACUAGGGAAAAAGUUGAAGAUAGACAUGCUUCCUGAGAUUGAGAAGGUUCAUAAGAAAAAAGAGCGGUUGCUGAAAAAGCAACAAAGAGAAGCUCUUCUUCUUGAUAACUUCUUGGUUGUUGAUGGGAUUGGUCCUGGGCGGUCACUUCGGGGCAGGAAGCCUGUUACCUAUACAUUUGAUGAUUAUGAUCGGUCCAUCAAUGAGGCAAUUGAGAUGACAAAACGAAAACAACCGUCCCCAGAGCCUAUGGCCAGGAGAGAAGCAGGAGAAAAACCUGAAGCUUUGAGUAACGGUAAAUUGAUUGGGCCUUCACACGCCCCUGAACAUCUGAGCUUUGGUAUGCCAUCUCCAAAUUCACCUGACUUUGAUGAUGCCGAAGAAGAGCUUGAAUCUGAACCAUUGGAUCGAAGCAGCAAUCGACGAAGACAAAGGCCUAUGCGGUAUUCAGAGAAAGAGUUUGUUGAAGCACUUUCAGAUAAUGAGGAAGACUUUGAUAGUGAUGAUGAUAUUGUUGGAGAAGCCGUGUAUGAUGACGAAUAUCUCAGGCAACGUAAGCAAAGAAAGGUUUCUAGUAGCUCUGAAGGAGAUGAAGAAUACCAAUGGGAUGAAGAAAAUGUUGAAGAUGAUGAUCAGGAAGAUUCGUUGAGCAUCAGUGAGGACAGUAGUGACCAACCCCGUAAAUUCAAGCCAUUGGCAGGCCGUACUAGGAGGGAAACUAAGCUCCAAUCUGUUGGUGAGAUUCAAUCAGGUCUUCGACGCAGUAAAAGGGUUACCAGAAACCGAAUAAAUUACAGACAAUAUGUGAUGUCAGAUUCAGAAUCAGAAUCUACAAAACCUAAGAAGUCUAAUGCUGCAGAUGAUCAUUCAGAUCCCAGUGAGAAUGAGAACGGGGAAUAUAUGAUGGAAACUGAAACUGAAGAUUCAGAUGUUGGCAAAGAUGACGAAGAGCGAGAGGAUGAACAAGAAAUGAACCUAGAUAAGCCAACUGAUUUUCCUGUGGAGGAGAGAAAACAAAACCAGCCGCCAGAAAGACUAAACAGUCCCGCUCAGGAGGAAGUUGAGGGCAUGAACAAAAGACGCUUCCUUGAUUUGAAUGAGCUUGCUCCUAGCUCAGGUUUUGAAGAUGGUCCAAACUCGAUAAUGAAAGAUGAAAAUGAUGAUUACUGAAGCUUCCCCUUCUAGAUAGUAGAUAUUAGUCUUCUGAUCGAGGAAAUAUGUAUGAUGAUAUAAUUAUAAAUUUUGUUAUAAUCCCCAAGGUUACCAUCAGAUCACUUCCAAAGGCAUAACCUAGGCAGCUACCAUGAUGCGUGAUUUUCCACCUGUAGCAGCAUGAUGGUGAGUUGUAUAGUAUAGUUAGUCAUUUUUACUAAGCCUACAUUCAAAAGGUCAAUGAAAAUGAAUGAGAAUGAAAACUUGCUGGCUGUUAUUCAGCCUCACCCAGGCAAUGUACAAUAACUAGUACUGUAACCUCACACAGAUACGGCUUCUUGGAUCAUCAAGCCAUGUAGUUCUAUUUUUCUUGAACCAUAUAGUAAUCAUCAGCUUGAGUUCUUCAUCGGCA
Messenger RNA from Neltuma alba, 3064 nucleotides. RefSeq names its product DDT domain-containing protein DDR4-like. NCBI's taxonomy places the organism in Eukaryota, Viridiplantae, Streptophyta, Magnoliopsida, Fabales, Fabaceae. The record is from RefSeq and is a predicted model, not a curated record. The transcript has 12 exons. Bases 466 to 2670 code for a protein of 734 amino acids. Gene Ontology annotation, cellular component: RSF complex. Gene Ontology annotation, biological process: regulation of DNA-templated transcription.